Arabidopsis lyrata subsp. lyrata is the source of this 1898-nucleotide messenger RNA. RefSeq lists its product as uncharacterized. The record is from RefSeq and is a predicted model, not a curated record. The transcript is spliced from 19 exons. Gene Ontology annotation, cellular component: cytosol. Gene Ontology annotation, biological process: proteasome assembly. The coding region runs from base 71 to 1726 and encodes 551 amino acids. NCBI's taxonomy places the organism in Eukaryota, Viridiplantae, Streptophyta, Magnoliopsida, Brassicales, Brassicaceae.
UCCUUUUUGUUUUUAUCAUUCAGCUUGCUCGCAACGAAACAUAUUUUACUGGAAAAAAACGGAAAUCGCCAUGGAAGACGUUAACCAGUUGUUCGAUGCUGCUUUCGAGUUCGCACACUAUCCCGGCGCUCAAAACGAAGCCUCGGUCAAGGAAUUUCUAGAUCGCUUUCCUCUUCCCGUUAUCUUCAAUGCUUUGCAAACCGAUCCGGAUAUACCAGGCUUUGAAAACACGCUGGUGACUUGCUUAGAGAGGCUGUUUAAGACUAAGUAUGGUGCCUCACUUAUUCCUCAGUAUAUGCCCGUUCUGCAAGUUGGUCUCAAGGCAGAUUCUGCAAUAGUUAAAUCUCUGGCUUGCAAAACUGUCCUUUGUCUCUUGGAGAAUUGCGAUACAAAUGAUGUUUCUCCUGUUCAGCUAGUUGUUAGCAAUUGCAUAUACCCUCUUCUGCUUGAUUAUAUCAUUAACAGCGAUGAUGAAGUGGCACAUGCUGCAAGUGAGACAAUUAAGAGUCUAGCACGCUUCCCUGAUGCAAUGUCUGUAAUUUUCCCUUCUGAAACCAACGAUGCUACACAUCUUCGUAACCUUGCUGCAAGGUGUUCGUCACUGGCACGAGUCCGGGUUUUGUCUUUGAUAGUGAAGCUUUUUUCGAUUUCUCGACUUGUAGCUUCAGAAAUUAAGAAAUCAGGGCUUCUUGAUUUACUGGAGGCAGAAAUGAAGGGUACAAAAGACACUCUUGUGAUCUUAAAUGUUCUGGAACUCUACUAUGAGUUAAUGGAAGUGGAGCACAGUUCGGAGUUCGUGCCACAAACUUCACUUAUUCAGCUGUUGUGUUCUAUCAUCAGUGGUACAUCGACGGGACCCUAUGAAAAGUUAAGAGCAAUGAUGAUUAGUGGCAGGCUACUCUCAAAGGAAAAUAUCUACAAAGUCGUGGAAGAAGCUAGUAAGAUUUUCAUUAUAAUGAAAGCCUCUGUUUGCUGUGCCUAUGAAACAAGUGAAGAAGUUGACAAGUUAACUACAAAUUGCUUUGUGGCUUUAUGUGUGAAGGCGUUAAUUUCAGCUACUGAUGGGAGUCUGGAGUCGGUGGAGAUGAAUGAUACUGAUGCACAGGAAGCUGCCAUUGAUGCAAUUGGUCAGAUUGGAUCAACAACAAAGGGAGCGGAUCUGGUGCUUUCAACUUCACUUCCAGCUGCAAGACAUGUUGUAGCUUCUGCCUUUGAUCGUAAUGCACAUGGAAAACAGUUGGCUGCACUGCACGCACUGGCAAACAUCGCAGGUGAAACACGACCUAAGAGCAACAGAAUAGUUGAUGGAAAAGCUGAAGAAAGCCUUAGAUGUCUGAUAUACGAUGUUGCAGCACAGAGCACAAAACUAACCCCAUCUGGUUUAUUCCUCUCAGUUCUUCAACAAAGCUCAGAGAUUCGUCUUGCGGGUUAUAGAACGUUAACAGCAUUGGUGGCUCGGCCAUGGUGCCUGGUGGAAAUCUUGUCCAAAGAAGAGAUAAUAAACAUAGUUACGGAUGCAACCACUGAAACUGCAAAAAUAGCAAUGGAAGCAAGGUAUAACUGCUGCAAAGCAAUUCACGAAGCGUUCUUAUGUAGUAACUUUGUUGAUGACCCUCGUCGUCAAAAAACGGGUGAAAAGUUGCAAGAAGCUGUUCGAAGUGGACCAUAUAUGUCGAAGAAGCACAGAGGUGCACGACCAGAAGUAAUGACAGGCGAAGGAUUUUAAAGACAUAACUAAAGAAAAACGUUUAAACUUCUUUGUUGACCAAAGUUUUUUUUAUCUUCUCUGGCUGUUCGAUAAGUAAACUUUUGUUCCUUCUAAACGAGGGCUAGGACUAAACGUUUUGGCGGUUGAAAUUUGUGUUCUUUACUUUAGUGUUGAACCUUAGUUAAUCAAA